AUGAUGCCCGUCCAGUAUUACCAAAUCGGCGGCUUUAGAGCCCACUGGCGAGGCAACGAUUUUGACAACGACAACGCUGCGAAACACCUGAUGCAAAAGGGCGUGAAGCUCUCUGACUUCUCUUCGACGACAGGUAUCCACCCGAACGGCGCGUCUGCGCUCCUCCUCCCAGCCUCGCGCUCCGCGGCCGUCAUCGGGCGCGUUCGAGGUCGACCGUACGAGGCGCACAUGUUCCUGUCGCUCUCCCCGAUCGAGUUCGCGGGGCCCGCGAGCCUCGCGGAGAAGCUGAAGCGGCUCGAGAGCAAGAAGGGCGGGCCCAAGGGCGCCGAGCCGCGCGACCGGAGCCAGGCGAACACGCAGUACACCGCGGGGGGCCCGAGGCAGUCGACGGACGGGGAGCGGCGCGCGAGGUUCGAGCAUCAGAGGGUGCUCUAUCAGGUGUUGCAGGAGGCGAUCGAGCUGGAGGACUACGCGCUCGCGCCCGCGAAGUCGCUGUAUCGGUGUCGGAUCUGCGCGUUCGCGUUCAACCUGUGGGCGGCGGACACGCGCGUUCUGCCCGACCGGCACGCGGAGCCGCAGAUGCUGGACAUCGGCUGGACGGAGUUCGACGCACCGUCGCAGGAGGGAGACUUGACGCCGGCGUCGACGACACACGUCGUGAUUGAAGAAGGUCGUCUUUACAAGAACCACGGAAAGCGGCCCGCCACUCUACCUGACGUUACCCAGACUUUGACCCUCAAGGAGUGCUCACGGCUGCUCAAAGAGCUCUUGACACCGGAGGAGAACGAGCGCAGAGACCAGCCCAUCCUGUUCCUGGUGCACAACGCGACAUGGGCGAAGAGCGUGCUCCGCGCACUCGGCGUCGAUGCAAACCAGUGGAAAGGCGGUGUGAGCGAUUUGCUCUACUCUGCUAGGAGUGCCCCGAGACUCGCUGGUGGCGUACCAGAGAGCGGCAGGGCGGCGAAGACGCGGUCACGCUCGCGGUCACCGCAGUGGAGGGAGGCGCUUGUGGGCGGUCGCGCACGAUCCCCGCAUCGGCGUGAGCAGCCUGCUGUGCACCUGGUGGAUGUACGAGAGCUGUAUGAGUGCGUGAUGCACGUACCGAAGGAGGGCGACACAGUGCGCGCGACGGCGAGGGCCCUGAACGUCAAGGACGACGAGCGCGAGGCGGUCGACGGGCUCUGUGCGGGGACGGAGAGCAGGCUGGUCGGUCUGGCAUGGGAGGCGAUGGCGAUGGACACUGCAGUGGACGAACAGCGGGCGAUACGUCUGAAGUUCCACAAUCACGAUGCUGCGAUGCCUCCGAUGCCGCCGAUGCCGCCUGCGGGCGCGGGGGAUGCCGAUGAGGAGGUGGAUCCUAACGAUAUCAUACCCAGUGGACGUGCGCAAGGGGCGCCGGGCCCCUCUUUUGAUUAUGACGAUUUGACGGACUCUGACUUCGAGUAG
Messenger RNA from Epithele typhae, 1446 nucleotides. RefSeq lists its product as uncharacterized. The transcript has 6 exons. The record is from RefSeq and is a predicted model, not a curated record. Lineage: Eukaryota; Fungi; Basidiomycota; Agaricomycetes; Polyporales; Epitheliaceae. Bases 1 to 1446 code for a protein of 481 amino acids.